Molecule: messenger RNA, 1783 nt
Organism: Malus domestica (apple)
Lineage: Eukaryota; Viridiplantae; Streptophyta; Magnoliopsida; Rosales; Rosaceae
Product: transcription factor SPATULA-like
Cellular component (GO): nucleus
Molecular function (GO): protein dimerization activity
Source: RefSeq, a predicted model, not a curated record
GGAUUACGGAGGGAAAGAGUCAGAAGACUCAGAAAUCUCUGCAAUAUUAGUACUCAGUGCCCCUCACCUGCAGUAUUAGUACUCAGUGCCCCUCACUCCUCGUCUUCCUUAAUUAAAUUUUAAUUUAAUUAGCUUUAGUUUAAUCUGCAGACAAAUGUAAACCCGCCCACUCCGCCACGCUCCCAGACGCAACAAAAGCUUAAAAAUCCAAAGCAACACAAAAAAGCAGAGAAAUAUUUGCAGCAAUGGGGGACACUUACGAAUGCGAUCAUUAUUACAAAAACGCCACUUGUUCUUCUUCUCCUCCAGCUGCUCCGCCGCAUUCGGCCGCCGACGACAUGUCGCUUUUUCUGCAGCAGAUUUUGGUGCGCUCGUCUACUUCUUUGGCUUCCGGGAAGGCCCCGCAGUCUUUAUUUUCGUCCUCGCCGUCCGUUGGUGCUCUUCUGCCUGGUAAUCUCGACCGUCCGUGCCACUCUGGUUUCUUAGGUGACGGCAUCCCGGCCGUUGAUUCUUUUGCCGCGUUUGUGUCCGGUCAUCCCAACGAGGCGAGUGAGAACGAGGCCGACGAGGAUGACUGUGAAAGCGAGGAGGGUCUUGAAGCGUUUGUGGAAGCAAGGCCAGGUGGCGGUCGGAGUUCUUCAAAGAGAAGCAGAGCUGCAGAAGUUCAUAAUUUGUCUGAAAAGAGGAGGAGGAGUAGGAUCAAUGAGAAAAUGAAGGCAUUGCAAAAUCUUAUCCCAAAUUCUAACAAGACGGACAAGGCUUCAAUGCUUGAUGAAGCCAUUGAGUACCUCAAGCAGCUUCAGCUUCAAGUUCAGAUGUUAUCAAUGAGGAAUGGCAUGAGUCUACAUCCUUUGUACCUACCUGGAACUCUGCAACCCGUACAGCUCUCCCAGAUGAGAAUGGAGCUUGGUGAGGAAAAUAGGCCUCUGCAUUUGGACAUGACAGGCACACUGCAUAUGAACCUGGAAUCCUCAACACAAAAUUUGUUCAAUUUAUCCAACCAGUGCACUGCUGCAAAUGAGUCAUACGUACCAGACAUGUCAAAUGUAGUUAAUUCAGAAACGUCGUUUGUGUUAGAACCGUCAAUUCAGUCUCACUUGGGACCCUUUCAACUGCCAGCCUCAUCUCAGGAAAUCUGCAGGGACGACCUUUUGCAGCACCAAAAAAUUGAUGUAAAUCAUUCGGAGAUGAAUCUUUCAGUCACAGCUACUGUUUCACUUCCCUUUGCACAAGUAUCAGAUCCGAAGAGCACUUUUGAUACAUGCAUCAUAGGAAGGGACAGACAGGAAGUUGGGCUCCUAAGGUCUAUAGAACAAAACUUUCACAUUGAUAGUAUGCGCACAGGAAAAAGGGUCUCGAACGAUACCAUCAAGACUGAAAGAAGGCACAAAUGAUGCAUGUUAAGCCCGGCUACUCUAGCACAUUUUGGAUUUGGUGUAGCUACUUGUAACAGCUUUUAUAAUUCUCCAAACUUUCCUACACCCUCAGUUGCGCACUCGAGUUUUACAUAUACCUCAUAGCAGACCUGCAAUUCGUAAGAGUUUUCUCUUCAAUGCUUUUGGCAAGGCUUUUCGUAACUGGUAGAAAUAGUAAGGUUGGGGGAUGAGACACAUGUAAACUCCAUCUAUCCCUUUUUUCUAUGGUUUUUUUUAUUUGGAAUUAAGCUCCUCGUCACGUUAUAAAUCAUCUGUCAUGUCUGUGAGAACACACGCCCGCUGUUCGUUAUGUAUAAACUAUAUGAAAAUCUUGUUCAUAACAUCAAGCUUUGUAUUGUAUUGUUUCA